AUGAAGGACGAGGGUUUAGCCUCCCGCACCUUAAGGAAGGCCGAGGAUAAUGAGAAACUCCCAAAAGAUGACACCGUCCACACCAUCCUGUGCACCAAAAGAGUACAGGGGAUCGGCAUGCCCAUCAUAGCCUGUUAUAAGGGUGUUGAUGUUGGACAAGCUGUAGAGAAAUAUCUGCUUGAAUGCAGAAUUGAUGAUAUUUUUACCAUUACUGUAGAUAUUGCUAGCUCGAAUGACACUAUAGUUUCUUAUUUGAGAGGAAAAUUUAUUAAUUGGGGAAAAUCUGUUUUGGAGGAAAGGUGGUUUCAUGUUAGGUAUGUUGCUCUUAUAAUAAAUUUGGUAGUUAAUGAUGGUUUGAAAAAGUUUGGCAAUUCUAUUGAUUCUAUUAGUGCAGCUGUAAGGUCUAAGUAUGUCACUUGCAAUACUUUUUUUCGAGACAUUAGUGGCAUGAAUGUAGUCUUGAACAAUAUGAUAGAACGUGAUAACCAAGAAGAGGCUGUCAUGGCAUUCACAAUGGAAGAAAAAUGUGAUAAGCAUUGGGGAAAAAUAGAAAAAAUGAACAUGCUUAUUUUUGUUGCCUCCAUUCUUGAUCCACGUAUUAAAUUUGAGUAUGCAGAGUUUGUGCUUAUAAAAAUGUAUCGUCUGCAUGAUGGUGCAAACAUAGGUUCACUUGCAAAAGAAGCUUUGGUGCAACUAUUUUCUAAGUACAUAAAACUCAUCUUCCCUUUUGAAGUGAACUCCCCAGCUUUUUCAAGUAAAUUUGGAGUAAUUGAUAAAGGUAUAAUGUCUAGUGAUAUGCAUGCUGGGAAACGCAUUCAAGACAUGUCUAAAGAGGGGUUUAAAAAAAGAAAGAUAGAAACUGGUUUCAAUGGUUCAAAAACUGAAUUGGAUAAAUAUUUUGGUAAGGAUUGUGAAGAUGAAGAAGAUGACUUUAAUAUUUUGACAUGGUGGAAGGUGAAUAGUCCUAGAUUCCCUGUUCUUUCUAAAUUAGCCCAUGAUGUGUUGGUUGUGCCUGCAUCUAUGGUUACUUCUGAAGCUACUUUUAACAUAGGUGGAAGAGUCCUUGAUCCAUUUAGGAGUUCUUUAACACCUAAAAUUGUGCAAACUUUGAUUUGCACUCAAGAUUGA
Coffea eugenioides is the source of this 1128-nucleotide messenger RNA. Its product is annotated as zinc finger BED domain-containing protein RICESLEEPER 2-like. NCBI's taxonomy places the organism in Eukaryota, Viridiplantae, Streptophyta, Magnoliopsida, Gentianales, Rubiaceae. The coding region runs from base 1 to 1128 and encodes 375 amino acids. The record is from RefSeq and is a predicted model, not a curated record. Gene Ontology annotation, molecular function: DNA binding; protein dimerization activity. The transcript is spliced from 3 exons.